UCCUUCCCCCCCGCCUCCUCCGCCACCUUCGCCUCAGCGGCGCGAGCGGGGUGAGAGGCGCGGGGCGCUCGCGGAGCCGGCGGCGCUGUCCUCGGCGCUGUCCUCGGGGCUCGGCGGCAGCGGCCGCAGCGGAGGCGCAGGGCGAGCGAGCGAGCGAGCGAGCGAGCGAGCUGCAGGAGCAGGAAUGAGGGGAGACUCCUACUUCUUUGGAAUGCGAGGCCUCAGUCACUAUGGCUGCAGCGCAGAGGAUGGAGGACAGUUCUUAAUCUAUUCCAUAGAUGGAAACAGCAGUUUAAAGAGAUGUUUUGCAGAGGAAGAUUUUCAUGAAGUAAUUGACUUCAACGAUCUCCCAAACUCUCUAUUUGCUUGUAAUGUUCACCAGUCUGUGUUUGAAGGAGAGGACAGUAAGGAAAAAUUUGAAGGCUUGUUCCGUGCCUAUGACGACUGUGUGACAUUCCAGCUGUUUAAAAGCUUCAGACGUGUGCGGAUAAAUUUUAGUAGUCCCAAAUCAGCUGCUCGUGCCAGAAUAGAGCUGCAUGAAACACAGUUCAGAGGGAAGAAGUUAAAGUUGUAUUUUGCACAGAUUCAGACCUCUGAGACAGAUGGAGACAAGCUUCAUUUAGCUCCACCACAGCCUGCAAAACAGUUUCUCAUCUCGCCUCCAGCCUCCCCACCUGUAGGGUGGCAACCAAUAGAUGAUGCAACACCUGUCAUCAACUACGACCUCCUUUAUGCAGUUUCUAAACUAGGACCAGGAGAGAAAUACGAGCUGCACGCAGGGACGGAGUCCACCCCCAGUGUGGUAGUGCACGUUUGCGACAGUGACAUGGAAGAAGACGAGGACCCAAAGAAUUCUCCAAAGCCAAAAAUCAUUCAAACUCGGCGCCCUGGUCUGCCACCUCCUGUAUCUAACUGAGCCUCGCCGGCAGAAACAGCACUUCUCUCCUCCAACACAGCUCUUGUUUUUUGUUUGCUUUGUUUUAUUGAAAGGCAGCUGUUGCCUUAUGAGUACCAGGACAUUGAGCUCAUUGAAAUCCCUCACAGUAAUCAAGCCUGUGUAACAAAAGGGCUAGGAAAAAGAUCUUUGUAUAUGUAACCAUAUCACACACCAACUACGCUAAUAGCUUUUCUGGAAAGGACAAAAACAGGCUGAAGGAGGAAGGGUGUCAGUCUGAGGACUUCUCACAGCUAUAAUUUGCAUGCUGUAACAACAACACCAGAGAGAUAAGUCAGGAUGGGCAAAUAGGCUGAUACCGGGCUUGAUACUCAAACUCCCAGAAUACUCACUGCUGCCCUUCAUCAAAAAGCCUGCUUCUCUGCCCUCUUCAGUUCCCCAGCAGACCUGUCUUUUCCUUUUUUCUUUUUUUUGGGGGGGCAGGGAGGGUGUUUUGUUGUUUUUAAUCUAUUAUCAGCUUGGUGGCCUUUUCAUCCUUCUGAAAUUUUCUUAAGGGACACCAUCUUUGCAACAUUUUUCAGAAACAGGAGAAAAACGCCCUCUUCCACCAACAGCUGCAGAGACAACUGGUCCUUAAUAGUGGUGGGGAUGUGAUAUAGAGCUCUCUGGGCUGAGGGGAGAGGGAGCAACUUGCUGAAGGGUCCCAUGUCUUUCAGUCCCCUCUAAGGAGGAGGGAGCCAGAAUAUCGAUAAGGAUUGACAUUUUACCUUCCAUAAAGGUAUGAGUGGUACUUCUCUUUGAAUUUGAGGGAAGAAGAGAAGCCAACUGACUGAUUUAAGGUGGGAUUCAUUGCUCUGUUGUAGCUGCAAAUUCUGCUGAUGAUAAAGGCCUCCCUAGUGGUGUGUUGAAUAGCCCUGAAACUGUUUGUAAUUAGUUGCACAUCCUUAAUAAUUAGUCCUUUUUCCUCCCUACUUCCUGUGCUUUAAAGCCCUUCUGGAGCUGUAUGCAAUUUGGGUUUGUGGAGGUGAGGAGAAAUUAGUUGGUAUUCUUUGUUGUUUUUUUUUUUUUUUUUUUAGGCCAAAGAAAACAGGACCAUAAUUACACACUUGAAAUUAGACUGCAUGAAAUUGAAUCCCCUUUUUCACUAUGUCCUGCAUGUUUCUUUCUCUUGCUAUGUAUACUGGGUUACAAAAAGUGUUCCGUGUUUUCAUCAUGGCUGACAGCAGACAGAUACUGGAUUCCCUGUCUGGUAGAUCUUCCAUGAUGAUUUUUUUUUCAUGCGUACUUGUCAUUUUGAGAACAUUUUCUAGACAUUUGAGCUCCAAUUUUGCAUAUACUUAAGCAUGCGCUUAACUUUAUGCACAUGAGUAGUUCCACUGAAAUUUAAUACUGCAGAAAACUGAGCAUAUGUGUAAGAUACAGUGGGAUUUUAGGCACAGGCUAAUUAACUGCAGCAUUACUCCCCAAAAUGACUACAAAAUGGCACAGUGAGAGUUCAUGGUUUAAAUUCCAUUACAAGUUAAAAUAAGUUUAAAAAAAUAUCUUGGAAGCUCAUUCUAGGAUCUGAAAAGUCAGCUUAGGUUCCGUAAUCAAGAUUUUGACAUAAAACCUAUGGAUCAGGUUUCUGAGGGAAGGUUCCAUUUCACUCUUAAUAAAGCUGCAAAGCUUCAGUAGAAUCGGUGUCACCCUUUCUGCUGUAUUGGCUCUGCAGUACUUCCAGGAAGAAAAGUACGUUGUUUUGUCAGUAAAGUCAGGAGACACCAUUCUCAUUUUCCAUGGUGAGAACAUUCUGAGAAGGACCUGCCAUUCUCGUAUAGUUCAUUCUCUCACCACCACAGUCCCUUAAUAUUCCUGUUGAAAUUUAGAGCCUUACUUAGCAUAUAACUAUAAUGUGAUAACUCUUAAUGCAUUGUGGACAUUGUGUACCUACACUAACGGAAGCAUGUGAAAUACAGCGGAGAGUGAACAAGAAAUAGGGCUUUAGUAUCUUUGUGAUAUCUUGAGUAAAGUUGUCUGAAAAGUAAUUCCUUAGAGGUUUCACUUCAGUUAGUUUUCAGUGAUGCAUUUAGAAUUGAUUUGAAUAAAUAAUUUGUCAGUCGCUACUCUAGGACUAAAAUGUGAUGUUCCUACUGAAAAUGCAGGCAUAGACCACCACCUGUAAUAUUUUAGGGGUUGUGUCUUGUUAUAAAACAUGCUGAAUGCUAAGGCCCAUAGGUUUUGGACCAAUUCUUGGCCACAUCUCCUUAAGUGAAGUAAAUGAUUGGAGAUCUUCACUGAUCAAAACUGAUGCUUUGGAUUUAUAUAUCUAAAAAUGUUAGAGGGCCAAAUCUCGUCCUUGUGUCCAUGCACUCAAACUUUGGAGAGAUUUGGUUCGGAACUGAAUUAUGGACUUUGGCUCCCAACAAUUUAAAACCAUACUGCAAAUAAAGCAUUGGAUCUUCAAUGUUCUUUUCUCAAAGUACACUUACAGAUGUAGGUUUAAAAUGUAGGUUUAAAAACAGGCCUGACUCAGUGAUAAUUCUUUAUCUUUAUAGAACUGAAUAGUACUGUCUUGGAGGAGGUAGAACAUAGCUUCAUUGUGCAAAACACAGAAAUGCAGUUAGAAGAUUGAGAACUCAGAAAAGUCUAUUGUAACUAUAGUCAAAGUUUAAAAAUUGCCUUUGUAUGGUAAAAUACAGUCAUCAAAGAAAAAUAUUUCAGGUAUUGUGGGGUAACUUCCCUAUCAUAAAGUAACAGCAUUAACCUUGUACUUUGCUAGCAGCUGGCUCUUGCCUGGCUGGGAAGAAAAUAAAAGGCUUCUUUCAAAAAAUGCUGACCAUCUGGAAAAGUAAAUUCCUAUAUAAAUUCAGUAAUUCACAUUCUGUCGUUUUGUUCAAAACAAAGCUGCCACUGACUUCAUUGCGAACUUUCCUUUGUGUAGCAUCUCUGAGCUCAGUCCUUGUGACCUGCCCUUUUCAGAGGGGUGUAUCUACAGCGCUGAAGUAGAUUCUCUCUUGUCAUAAUACUAUAAAUAAGAACUAAAUCUAUUCAUUACAUUCUGAUGCACAGUGAUGUAGAUGUAGAUGACGUCCUUCUAAUUCCCUUUGCGAGUGCGAGAUGGUGCGAGUGUCCAGCAGCGAUGCCUUGGGGCCCUCUGCUGGGUGAGCGCUGCUCCUGCCGCUGCUUGGGAAUUAGAGGAGGAAAGCAGGGCAGCGCGAUUACUUUUUCUGUUGUCCUGCGUCCUGCUUGUCCUUCCUGAACUCUUCAGAUACAAAAUCUAAAUUCAAAGACUCCCUUAGUACAGUUAAAAGCAUGAAAAAAUUGCAGUGCUCAGAGCAGGCAGCAUUUUGGAAUUUGUCCUUUUGGAAUAGGAGAAUGAAGAAUUUCUGUGGUCUUGAUCUUUUUUGUUUUGUAAUUAAGACAAGCUAAUACAAGCCCUGCCCCAUGCACACAUACACACUCGCAUACAACUUGUUUUCAGCCAGAAAACAUAGCAAGAGCAUCUUUCCCACAAACCUUAACAAGAAUACAGACACAGUUAUUGUAAAGUGAUUUAUUUUACAAAAUUGUGUCCCAUGGCUAAACUACAGUCCAUUACUUCAACAUUUAUUUGCUCUGAAUUUGGGUGGAUAUUUUUUCUUUUUUUCUUUUUCUUUUUUUCCCCCAUCAGUGACAGUGAAAAAGCUUUCUGGAAGGAGAGAGACUGUUCUCUGUAUGGGAUGAUAACUGAACUGUCUUUAGCAAAACUUGAUUACAGUGGUAUGUCUGAGCACUGUGACAGAUUAUGUUAGGAUUUCCAUCAUACUGUACAUACUUUUGAGAUAUUCUAUUUAGUCAUAUUUUAUAGGAGUAUUAAGCUAGUUAAUCACUUUUGCACUAGUAUAAUUCAGAACUUAGUUUUAAGAAUAAAUAUGGCAAACAAUUUUUGUGUUCUGCUUGCAUUGGCAUUUUUGAAAAGCAACAUUUAAGAAAGUGGAACUGUGUUAAUAAACUGACUAGCGUGAUAUACACCACUGCUCUCUUAACUAAUAGAACUGAAACUGUUUAAAUGCAUGACAGGCCACACUGUUUAAACAGAAAUUAAGAAAAUGGGGAGUGGGGAGCCCUCUGGUUUGCCAGAUAUGCCAAAUUCCAUUUUAAGCUGCUGCAGUACCAUUGAGUCAUGUGAACUUGCACUGGUUCACUGUGGAUUUGACUAGGUAUAUGGAGAGAGAAAAAACACCAAACAAACUGUACCAUCCAGAUGAGCAAAAAUUUAUCUCUGCCAGCUGAAGUGGUUCUCCCUGUACUUUUUUAAUAAUAGGUAAAUGUAAUGUAUUUAAAUCAGUAGUAUGACAUCCAACUAAUGCCCAAACUGAGGAAAAAGUUCUAUUAGCACUAAUUAUUUACAAUUGGGAAGUCAUUGCUUGUAGUCUCUUAUGUCAGUUAGUACUCUAUAUUCCAAAGGACUGGAAACCAGAAGAUAAGGGUCUGCUAAGUAACUGCAAAGUAAUCAUGGAAUUCUUAUAUUUGAUCUUAUGCCAGUCAUUCAGAUCUGCGUUUCGGAAAGUGAUUUUUUUCUGGGUGCCCAGCUUAAAAGACCCAUUUCUCAAAGGAUGAUUAUUCAUCAUUCUGAAAAUUAGAUCCCUUUAAAAAGUUUCAUUCAAAAAUGUAAGCUCUCAGCUCACUGAUUCCUUUUAAAAGGACAAGUCUUAACCUCCAGGUUUUGAUUAGAAAAAGUAUUAAUAGUCAUCUUUUUGCAGAGUACUUUGGAGUCUAGGGGCCAGAUGUGCUGUAGAAAGCCUGAUUGUUCUUUACAGUUAGUCUGUUUACUCUUGGGGAAAGCUCUUUUCCAAAUGAGCUUUCCCCAGCUACAGUAAGGUUCUUUAUCUGAUCUGAUUGAAAUGUUUUAUUACUUACCUGCUGUUUGUGGGUUUUCCAUCUUGCUGAGCAUUGGAUACAACACCUGGAAAUAAGCUUCAAGGCUUCGUAUGUGAACAGUAGGGUGCUGCAUGUCCAAAAGGACUUCAGACUGUACUUUGGUUGAGGACAUGAAUGUUUGUAUGCAUAAAGCUCCAGUAAGCACUGAAUUUGUACACACAGGCAAUAUUUAUUUAUACUGGGACUUCAUGCAUGCAAGUGAUAACGUGCAACCUAACCCUGCGUGGUAUCAAAUAAUGGGAGUUAAUGCUAUUUCUCUCAUCUGCAGCAGGGGCCUGACACUCUUGGCUUAUGCCUUGAUUACUGACAGUCCUGGCUGAACUUCUGUAUACUUCAUUACUGAUAGCGUGCUAUUACUGUUCCUUUCACAGCCUCCGUUUUUGUCCUGAAGCAAAACAAUCAAAGCAAGAGAGACAGCGGGGUAGGAAGGACGUGUUGGAAAGUCCAGAGCAGACCACAGUUCUGUAAUUGGGAGUGUAGUUAACAUAACAUUACUUCCAGCUGAUAGGGCCAGCUUUUACAACUCACAAGGUUUGGGUCCUUUGUUAUUUUAUUGCCUGAUGACAAAAUCUGUAGUCAGUUUAGUAGUAUUACUGAUAGACUUACUGGAAUAACUUGCUUGAGGUGAAGGUCAUGUCUACUGGGGAUCUGGGGACCUGGAACAAGCUUUUGAUGAAUGAGGGGAUUUAAGUAGGUUAUUAUGGACCUUGGUUAAAGUGGUGGUGCUUUUAGAUUGUCUCCUCUAAAGAGUCUUUACUGAAUUCAUUUCUGUUCCUUUUUCAAAAUGUAAACAUUUUACCUCAAAAUAUUUAUCCACUUGCAACUUUUUUUCACACAUUAAUGUGAAUUUAAGACCUUUGCAUUUCGUUGUUUCCCUUCUACCCAGGAAAUCCUAUUUAGUUCUGUUUCACCAAAAAGCAAAACUGGGUAUGGAUUAAAGUUCUGGACAGACCCUGGCUUAAAUUCAUCCUCAUGAAAUGCUCUUGAAUAACUAGUCAUGCUAUCAAAAACAUAAAAACUUUCCUUCCUUGUUUUAGCACGUCUUCUGGGGGAAGUACAGCAGCUUUCAAAUAUUCUGGACUCCUCUUAAAAGGAGAGAGAUGGUUUUUAAAAGGUGAGCUGUGCUCUUGCUUUUAAAUACAUUUAGACUGCUGCAUUGAGGGUAGAAGUGCAAGGGAGGAAGUGGUGUAAAAGCUGUUUCCCACAUGCCUAUAUGAAGUGUCUGCAGAUUAGCCACUGCAUUUGCUUUGGCUUGCACUGUCACAGGUAGAAAAACAACAGCACUCACAAUGGAAAGGCGAGAACUCCUAAUGCCUUUACUGCAGAUGCUUGAAAAACAUUAAAAAAAAAAAAAGCCUUAACUCAUCUCUCCCUUUUCUUAAUUGCUUUAUCAACUUGUUCAGCUGCUACACAGAGCUUCUGGGGCUGUAGUAAGUGUCAUCCAUGGUUUCUUUAAUUGUACCAAUACAGUGGCUACAAGUCCUACAAUCUGGGACAUUUAUCAGUGGGAUUCUUGCUAGAGAAACGAAGGCAUUCAGGACCUUAAGACAGACUUCAGGAUUUAAACCUAAGUAAUUGAUAGCUAUAUAAGGCAGGGCCCAUUUGCUGUGUCUGAGUCAGGGGCUUCCUCACCCACCUCAGUAAGAGCAUCCAGCAAGAAGGAUUAAACUUCUCUAUUAUUAUACACCAGAAAAUCAGCUUUGUUUUAAUAAAUCAUUGUAACUGAUCAUAAUCUAGUACAAGAAAUGUGUCUACAUUAGUGCCAGAAAGAUGUGUUCUUGUCACUGUUCAGUUAAUGAAAGUAAAUGCUUUGAAUUCAUUUUAGAGCAGAGUUCUUGUUCAGAAGCUUGAAAGGAAUAUGUCAUCUGUAAUGACUGAUGGAUCCUUAAAUGUUGAUUUGGCAAGUUGUCCUAGUGUGGGUAGCUGCAGAAAUAUUUCAUGUAUGUUGUUGUAGAUUUGAAAACAUUAAUCAUGUUCUCAUUCAACUGUCUGCAUUUCUGACACAGAUGUGACAUAUCUGUAUAUAUUAUAAAUCAAUACUAUUUUUAACCAUAUAUUUUGUACAAAUAUUCACAUUAGCUCUGUACUUCAGUGAAAAUCUAUUAUGGUAUUAAACAUUUUGGUGGAAUUAGCAAA
Messenger RNA from Dromaius novaehollandiae (emu), 7930 nucleotides. It is a transcript of the gene RCAN2, whose product is annotated as regulator of calcineurin 2. The transcript has 5 exons. Lineage: Eukaryota; Metazoa; Chordata; Aves; Casuariiformes; Dromaiidae. Gene Ontology annotation, molecular function: nucleic acid binding; calcium-dependent protein serine/threonine phosphatase regulator activity. The record is from RefSeq and is a predicted model, not a curated record. Gene Ontology annotation, biological process: calcium-mediated signaling. Gene Ontology annotation, cellular component: nucleus; cytoplasm. The coding region runs from base 185 to 916 and encodes 243 amino acids.